GUCUUUAUCUGCAGAUGCUAUCCAGCCUGCUGAGUAUUUCCAAUAUUUUCUGCUUUGUGCAAUGGAUCUAAACUUGCUCAUGAUCCAAAGCUAAAAGAGAAAAUAAGUAUUGAGGCGGUCACAAAGUAUCUCUGAAGGCCAAGGACAAGUUAAAUUUCUGACAUUUGUCAGGCAAACAAUUUUAUGAUGGUGUUGCUCAGGUUAAACUCCAUCUGCCAUUUGUCCAUCCAUUCCUGUAGUUGAUCUAUAUUUCACUUGGCUAAAGGGGCAAAAAAUGUUUUUGGAGCCAGUUAUGGAACAGCCGAGUUCAAGCAACAGUGGAACAUACAGGCAAAUCGCGAAGUGCCAAAAGAAAUCUGAUUUACUACAAGGAUCUGAGUUUAAGAAGGCCAGCAGUACAGAUACUGCCUGACCCGCCGAGUUCCUCCAGCACUUUGUGUUUUGCAGUACUAUUAACCUGGAAUUUUCACGCAGCAAGUUCACAAGAAAAGAUCAAACAUUCUUUAAAACGAACACAAGUAUUGGAGUCCAAAUGGAAAAAUCUUGGACCUGCCUCAAGUACCUAAUGUUUCUGUCCAAUAGUUUAAUUAUUGCAGGAGGUAUUUGUUUGCUUGGAGUUGGCAUUUGGGUGACAACCAACCCCAAUGGCUUCAAGAACAUUGUGGCUGCAAACCCAUUAAUAUAUACAGGGGCCUACAUCAUCCUGUCGGUCGGGGUCAUUCUCUUCUUCCUAGGCUUCCUAGGCUGCUGGGGAGCAAUCCGAGAGAGCAAACAACUGCUCAUGACAUUUUUGCUGCUUAUUUUGAUCAUUUUCAUCCUGGAAUUGGUCGCUGCCGUCCUUGCAUUAGUCUUCAGAAAGCAGAUACAAAAGGAUUACUUUUUAAAAGAAUUGCAGAUGAAAUAUAAAGGUGACAAUUCUACCGAUGCUUUUUCGAAGACCUGGAACGUAAUUAUGAUGGAUUUCUCCUGUUGUGGUGUAAAUGGCCCUCGAGACUUUGGACAGAAUUCCACUUUCCACUGGCUUUUCCCAAACAGACUGCUCCCCGAAUCGUGCUGCAAGAGGAAUAGGGCAUCUCCACUGGAGCACGUCCUGGAUAAGAGCAAAUGUGUGCAAGGAGACGCUGGCUACAUAAAUAACAAGGGAUGUUUCUCAAUGAUUGCAGAGAAUUUUCGGAGCUACGUUCAUUUAAUUGGUGCCUUCAGUAUAAUAGUACUCUUAAUUGAGGACCUCCGUGGUCUGGGUCUUGGAUGCUCACAUCUUGGCCUGGAUCAUUCUGGUCUGAUAAUCAGGCUACACGGGGAACCUCACAACAUGCAGCUUUCCAGGUCCAGUGACUCUGGGGCUGUUGGUGCCUGGAUCAUUGGUAGUGCAGCUCAGCUGCUGAUGCAAGUAGUGGGGACUUACCAGGACACUGAGCUCUGUAGAGAGCUUAACAUCACCAGGGAGGCCCUGCAGGAUCAAGCCCAGAUAGGCUAA
Leucoraja erinaceus (little skate) is the source of this 1477-nucleotide messenger RNA. Its product is annotated as tetraspanin-18-like. Bases 533 to 1477 code for a protein of 314 amino acids. The transcript has 11 exons. Gene Ontology annotation, cellular component: membrane. The record is from RefSeq and is a predicted model, not a curated record. NCBI's taxonomy places the organism in Eukaryota, Metazoa, Chordata, Chondrichthyes, Rajiformes, Rajidae.